Cariama cristata (Red-legged seriema) is the source of this 1860-nucleotide messenger RNA. RefSeq names its product leishmanolysin-like (metallopeptidase M8 family) (gene LMLN). Gene Ontology annotation, cellular component: cytoplasm; membrane. Gene Ontology annotation, biological process: proteolysis; cell adhesion. The annotation marks the transcript as partial. The transcript is spliced from 16 exons. The record is from RefSeq and is a predicted model, not a curated record. Lineage: Eukaryota; Metazoa; Chordata; Aves; Cariamiformes; Cariamidae. Gene Ontology annotation, molecular function: metalloendopeptidase activity.
UGCCAGGUUGUCUAUCAAGUUCCUCUUAAGGAAAAUCACGUCUUGAAGAGAAAUGUGGAUCAACAGCUAAGAAUUAAGAUUAUAUAUGACAGAAGUGUUGAGGAUUUGCUACCUGAGAAAAGACACCUUAUAAAGAACAAACUUUUUCCACAAGCUAUAUCUUAUUUGGAGAAGACAUUUCAAGUGCGCAAAUCCACGGGUACUAUAUUACUAAGCAGGCAGUGUACAACAAACCAAUAUUUAAGGAGGAAAGCUGACCCUCAUAGAUACUGCCAAGGAGCCUGCGCAGACCAUACAAGAUGUGGGCCAGUUAUAGUUCCAGAGAAACACCUCCAGCAAUGCAGGGUGUACAAUGACAGUAAAUGGCACAGCGGACCCACUGGCUUACCUGACCAAGAAGGUGUUCGAGAUGCUGACUUUGUACUUUACGUUAGUGCUCUCACUACUGAAAGGUGUGGCCAUGAAAAUAUCAUUGCAUAUGCAGCCUACUGCCAACUGGAAGCUGAAAUGGACAGGCCAAUAGCAGGAUAUGCUAACUUGUGUCCAAAUAUGAUUUCAACUCAAGCUCAGGAAUUCGUUGGCAUGUUGUCUACAGUGAAACAUGAGAUCAUCCAUGCACUGGGUUUCUCUGCUGGACUGUUUGCAUUCUAUCGUGACGAUGAUGGAAAACCUUUGACAACAAGAUAUGCAGAUGGACUCCCUCCUUUUAAUGAAAGCCUAGGUUUAUAUCAGUGGAGCAAUAAAGUCGUUCAUAAAGCAGUGAGGUUAUGGGACGUACGUGGUGGCAAAAUGCUGCGCCAUGCUGUUUAUCUUCUGAUAACACCUCGUGUAGUUGAAGAAGCGCGAAAACAUUUUAAUUGUCCAAUUCUAGAGGGAAUGGAGCUUGAAAAUCAAGGUGGCAUGGGUACUGAGCUCAAUCACUGGGAGAAGAGAUUGUUGGAGAAUGAAGCAAUGACUGGAUCCCAUACACAGAAUCGAGUCUUUUCCAGGAUCACCUUAGCAUUAAUGGAAGACACAGGUUGGUAUAAAGCAAAUUACAGCAUGGCAGAGAAAUUAGACUGGGGACGCAAUAAAGGCUGUGACUUUGUAAUGAAGAGCUGUAAAUUCUGGAUCGACCAAAAGAGGCAAAAGAGGCAAUUAAUCAGUCCGUACUGUGACACUUUGAGAAGUAAUCCUUUGCAGUUAACCUGCAGACAGGACCAAAGAGCAGUAGCGGUGUGCAACUUGCAGAAGUUUCCAAAGCAGUUACCUCAGGAAUAUCAGUAUUUUGACAAUCUUAAUGGAGUACCAGCAGAAGAAUUGCCUUAUUAUGGUGGCUCAGUAGAAAUUGCUGACUAUUGUCCCUUUAGUCAAGAAUUCAGUUGGCAUUUAAGUGGUGAAUUUCAACGCAGCUCAGACUGUAGAAUAAUUGAAAACCAACCAGAUCCUACCAAAAACUAUGGUGCAGAGAAAUACGGACCAAACUCUGUAUGUCUUAUUCAGAAGUCUGCUUUUGUCAUGGAACAGUGCAGAAGGAAACUCAGUUACCCUGACUGGGGUAGUGGAUGUUACCAAGUUUCUUGUUCUCCGCAAGGGCUUCAUGUUUGGGUCAAGGACACUGUGUACUUGUGCAGCCGCUCAGGUCAGGUAUUAACUGUGAGCAUUCAGAUGAAUGGCUGGAUACAUGUUGGGAAUCUGAUUUGCCCAGCCUGUUUGGACUUCUGUGACUCCUGUCCCCCAGAGCGGGAUCCUCCAGCUUCUAACUUAACAAGAGCUGCACCAAUUGACUUAUGCUCCUGCUCCUCCAGUCUGGUUGUAACCCUUUGGCUAUUGAUGGCAAAUUUAAUUCCCCUGCUAACAGGAUUAUUCCUCUGUGCAUAG